Messenger RNA from Phacochoerus africanus (Common warthog), 1845 nucleotides. RefSeq names its product lymphotoxin alpha (gene LTA). NCBI's taxonomy places the organism in Eukaryota, Metazoa, Chordata, Mammalia, Artiodactyla, Suidae. The coding region runs from base 668 to 1282 and encodes 204 amino acids. The record is from RefSeq and is a predicted model, not a curated record. Gene Ontology annotation, biological process: immune response. Gene Ontology annotation, molecular function: tumor necrosis factor receptor binding. Gene Ontology annotation, cellular component: membrane. The transcript is spliced from 4 exons.
UAGGUGAUUUCAUGGCCUCAUCCCUGAGUCAGAUCUUCCAAAUGAGGACACCUUGGAGAGCAAAAGGGGGCUCCCUGAAGAUUUCCUCCAGGACAGCAGGAACAAACCAGGAUGUCCCAGGCAGGAGGGUAUAGAAGGGAACUUGUUGAUAUGAAAUCGGCCAGAUGACCUGGAAAAUACACAGACUGGGACAAGUGUGACUUGAGCCUCUUGGGCCCAGGACAGGGGUACAGAGGAGGAAACGUGCACAGAGAGAAGCCCGUAAUCAGCCAAGGGUGCAGAGGUGUUAUACAUAAUCGCUCUUCAGGGAACCGGGCAAGCAGCCCACGCCCCAGCUGCACUCCUUCUCCUCCUCUGAACUCACCGUCCCUUCUCUGGAACUCCUAAGCCUGACCCCGCUCCCUGGCCCUCCCAGCCCACGGUUCCCCUGACCCCACUCCCUUUCCCAGAACUCAGUCAUCUGAGCCCCCAGCCUGCGGUUCUCUCCUAGGCCUCAGCCUUUCCUGCCUUCGGCUGAAACAGCAGCAUCUUCUAAGCCCUGGGGGCUUCCCCAGGCCCCAGCCCCGGCCUAGAACCCGCCCGCCGCCUGCCACGCUGCCACUGCCGCUUCCUCUAUAAAGGGACCCAGGCGCCCGGGCCAAGGGGCCCCGCACAGCAGGUUUUCCCCAUGACACCACCUGGACGCCUCUACCUCCGGAGGGUGUGCAGCACCCCCAUCCUCCUCCUCCUGGGGCUGCUGCUGGCCCUGCCGCCCGAGGCCCAGGGGCUCCCUGGCGUCGGCCUCCCACCCUCAGCUGCACAGCCUGCCCAUCAGCACCCCCCAAAGCACUUGGCCAGAGGCACCCUCAAACCUGCCGCUCACCUCGUUGGAGACCCCAGCACCCCAGACUCGCUGCGUUGGAGAGCGAACACGGAUCGUGCCUUCCUCCGCCACGGCUUCUUGCUGAGCAACAACUCCCUGCUGGUCCCCACCAGUGGCCUCUACUUUGUCUACUCCCAGGUCGUCUUCUCCGGGGAAGGCUGCUUCCCCAAGGCCACCCCCACCCCUCUCUACCUGGCCCACGAGGUCCAGCUCUUCUCCUCCCAGUACCCCUUCCACGUGCCACUCCUCAGCGCUCAGAAGUCCGUGUGCCCUGGGCCACAGGGACCUUGGGUGCGCUCUGUGUACCAGGGGGCUGUGUUCCUGCUCACCCAGGGAGAUCAGCUGUCCACACACACAGACGGCACCCCCCACCUGCUCCUCAGCCCCAGUAGCGUCUUCUUUGGAGCCUUCGCUCUAUAGAAGAAUCCAGAAAGAAAAAAAUUGGUUUCAAGGCCUUCUCCCCUUUUCACCUCCCUUCUGACCACUUCGGAGGUCACCGUGCCUCUCCUCUGACAAUUUCCAACAGUCUCAUCUUCCCCCACACUCAGCACCUGGAGCUUCCGUAGAAGGAAUUCUAGGCACCUCGGGGGAACUGGAACCACCCCGGACGCUCUGCUGAGGAUCUGAAUGCCCGCCUGGAGCCCUUCCCCUGUUCUGCCCAUCUAGGGGGCCUCGCCCAGGACGUGGAAGGGAAGCUGACCCAUGAGGGACUUUGGAUGGAUGACCGGAGGCGGUGUAGGGGGGGGUUAUUUAUGAAGGGGAAAAUUAAAUUAUUUAUUUAUGGAGGAUGGAGAGAAGGGAAUCACAGAGGGACGUCAGAAGAGUGUGACACAUGUGCCCAAGAGAUAAAGUGACAGAAGGCAUGGGCUCCAAAUGACCCGGCCAGAGAGGGCAAAGUGGCUCAGGAAGGGGCUGCUUGACUGGAGGCUCAUGAGGAGACGGCUGACCCUCGAUGAAACCCAAUAAAGCUCUUUUCUCUGAAA